AUGGUGGCCGCAAAGCAGAGCGAAUCAGAAGAGAAGCUCUCACGAUUUAGUGAACAACUGGAAUAUCAUAUGGAGCACGCGAGUCGAACGACAAAAGAGGCGGAAGGGACCGCGAAGGUUGGGCUUAGUGGGCUCGCCAAGGUGUUAGGCCAGAUCUUGGUCGAGGUGAGAGCCGGCAAUGGCCGCAUAGGCAGGAUGACUUCCACCAUCACGACACCCGCUCCUGUGGUCCCGGUCAUGGAUGAGUGUCGCACCUCCCACAACAUCGACGAAGACGGUGGCGAGAAAAAGAGUGAAAGCUCGGCGUCGGCGACGCGGAAUGUAAACAAGAAGGACGAGGGCCUCCUGCCAUUACCAGAGAACGACCUGGUGCUCCCAAGGAACCGGGGUAAGCUGCCGCAGGGAGAGCAAGGACCGGAAGGUGGGCCGAAGCAGGGCGGGUCCCACUGGUUCUCGGGCAGGCUGCGACUCGAGGAAGCCGCGACGAUGAGUACGGCUGGGGUCGCGGAUCUAACGACUUGCCCUAGGCCGGAGCGGGACGAGCGGGCGGCGGAGCGCGGGAAGCAAGCUGCGGAGGAUUCUGGACGCAACGUGAUAAUCUAG
This is a messenger RNA of Linum trigynum, 603 nucleotides long. NCBI's taxonomy places the organism in Eukaryota, Viridiplantae, Streptophyta, Magnoliopsida, Malpighiales, Linaceae. The record is from the annotation of a GenBank genome assembly.